AGCAGGACUAGUAACUAUGGACUUCGACGAUAAUUUAUCAGAAUUCGACAAAAACUCAAACCCUGAUGACCAAGACGAUGUUGGAUUCGGACUUGAUGCCAAAGAAUUAAAGGAACUAGAAUAUACAUCUGAUGCAGUGAUAUUUGCAAUCGAUUGAAGAGAAUCCAUGUUUGAACCUAAUGAGUAUAAUGAAGGAGGACUCAGUAACUUUGCUACAGUGAUUAAAGCAGCAGCAGGAUUCUUAAAAUCCAAGAUUAUCUCUAGUGAAUCAGAUCAAACUGGUAUUGUGCUCUAUAAUAGUGGCCAAACCCAAAACUCGAUGAAUUUUGAAGGAGUUUAUAUCAUGAACUCCUUAGAUAGACCAAAUGCAGAAACUAUUAAAUUCUUAGAAACACUUAUUGAUACUAAGAAUUUAAGAUUUAAAUCUAGCGAGAAGGAAAUGCAACUCUCAGAACUCUUAUGGACAUGAGAAGAACAGUUUUCCAAACUUGGAGAAAUCACAGGGCCAGAAGAAAAAUCCAAGUCAAAGACAAUGGAUAUUAACUCAUUUUCGAAAAGGAUCUUCCUUUUCACAAAUGAGGAAAAUCCAAUGUCAGAGAAUGCAAGGAAUCAGGAAGAAGCUAUCGAGAGAGGCCAAAAACUUACUGAAAAGGAUAUUGAAAUUGAACUGUUCCCAAUGAGUAACCCUCACGAAGAGAAGACAAAGUUUGAUGUUGAUUUAUACUUUUCAAAUAUUGUUAAUAUGGAAGAUAGUGACCUCGAAGAUGCUUACCUGAGAAUCCAAGACCUGAGUAAAAGAAUUAGGCUAAAAGAAUUCAAAAAGAGGGUCCUCGGCAAAUGUAUGUUCUCAAUGACAAAGUCAAUGAAUGUUGGCCUGAAGUUCUACAACCUUACUAAGACUACUAAGAAACCUACCGCAAAAUUUAUUAACAAGAGCACAGGGAAGGAGUUAAAAUCCUUAACCAAAUAUACAUGAAAAGAGUCAGGGAAAACCUUAUAUAAGAGCCAAAUUGGAUCUCACUAUCCAGUAAAGAAGCAAAAGGUUAUGAUAAGUGAGCUAGACAUGAAGAAGAUAAAGCACUUUGAGGCAUCAGGCAUGAAGUUGAUUGGAUUCAAACCUAAGGAUAGCAUCAAAAUUUAUCAGAAUAUUCGUCCUUCAUACUUUAUUUACCCAGAUGAAAAAGUAAUGAAAGGAUCCUCUAAAACGUUCCAUGCAAUGAUAGAGUCAUUAAUUAAGAAAAACAAAGUAGCUUACGUCAGAUUCGUACCUAGGGAAGGAGCCAUGGUAAGGUUCUGCUAUCUAGUUCCUCAAAAAGAGAAGCGCCUGAAACAAGACUCAGACGAGUACAGUCCUCCUGGAUUUCAUCUUAUCUUUAUCCCAUAUGCUGAAGAUAUGAGGAAUUUGGAAGAAGAGUUUACACACAAAGAAAAGCUAGCCGAAAUCGACAAAGAAGACGGAAGGGCUGCUAAACUAUUCGUCAAAAACAUGACAGUAGACUUCAAUUCCAGAAAUUUUGAGAAUCCAAGCAUUCAAAAAUUCUACUCAGGCCUCCAAUCAAUGGCUCUCGAGGAGAAACAGCCAGAAGAGAUUCAAGACACUCUCGAACCUGAUCGUGAAGGAAUGAAAGCCAUGCAAAAAGUAGUGGACCACAUGAAAGAUGUCUUCAAACUAGAUGCUAUCCCAAAAAGAGUUAUUAAAGAAAAGAAGCCUAAAAGAAAAAGAGAAGAAGACAAAGAGGACAGUAAAGAAGAGACCAAGCAAGAAGCUGAAGGCGAAGAUGUACAAAUGGAGAUAGAGAAUGGGAACGAAUCCAAUCAAGACUCUCCACCCAAGCCUAGUAGAGGCAAGAGAGUCAAGAAGGAGAACAUGAAUGACGAAAACAUUGAGAUCCCCAAGGUUUAUAGUGACACCAAGAUUAAAGAGAUGAUCAACUCAGAUGAGAUGAUUAAUUUAAGUGUCAAAGUUCUCCGUGAAGCAUGACUUCAACGUAAUAUUCCUAAGAUGAUUCGUGCAACUAAAAGAUCAAUGAUCAAGGCUUUAACUAAGUUCAUAAAAGAGAAGGAAUAA
Messenger RNA from Moneuplotes crassus, 2068 nucleotides. The record is from the annotation of a GenBank genome assembly. Lineage: Eukaryota; Ciliophora; Spirotrichea; Euplotida; Euplotidae.